Acanthamoeba castellanii str. Neff is the source of this 500-nucleotide messenger RNA. RefSeq lists its product as uncharacterized. NCBI's taxonomy places the organism in Eukaryota, Discosea, Longamoebia, Acanthamoebidae. The transcript has a single exon. The annotation marks the transcript as partial. The record is from RefSeq and is a predicted model, not a curated record.
AUGGAGCAGCACCAUGGUGGCGGGGUGCAGGGGCUGGGCAAAGCAGGCAAGCUGCUGCAACCCCACGAGCGGGCGAUGGUGGAAAGUGGAGAGCUGCGCAACGUGACGCACCACGGCGCGUCGGCCAUUUGGCUGGAGGCGGCUUCGAAGGCGCCCGGCCCCGGUCGCACGCUCGUCUACCGACCGAUGGGCGAUCUCGAGGCUCUUCAUGUGGUUGCCCACAACCAGCUGCCCUCCACGCAGCCCUACCAGGCCAUAAUCGAGGGCGAGGCUGGGCGGACCUACGCCGAAAAGUACCUCGCCGGUAAGAAGUGGGUCGACACGGCCCCCACCACGGUCAUGGAAUUCGAUUGCCCGGCGCAAUUGAUCGAAGCCCUGUUCGCCAUCCAGCACAAACCCGAAGACGGUGCCAUGUCGAUGGGCCUGGGUCACAAGGCUGGUGGCGGUCUGCCACUCUUCAACCAGAGCCUCGCGGACGGGUCCACAACAUGGCGCGUGGU